CAGCAGCAGCAGCAGCAGCAGCACUGUCGGGAUCCCUUACUGGGCUGGCUGGAGAUCGCAAUUAGCUAUCGGGAGAGCUUUCACAGUCUGGACUGUACGAUGGUGCGUGCCCGCGAUCUACCCGCCAUGGAUGCCGCCGGCCUGACCGAUCCCUAUUGCAAGCUAAAUAUUGUAACGCCCGAGGGGCAUACGAAAUACACGCGCUGGCAGCGCACAAAGACGGUCCACAAGACCCGCAACCCCGAGUUCAACGAGACGCUCCAGUUUGUGGGCGUUGAACCCGAGGAGUUGGGCAAUUCCCUGCUCUAUGUGGCACUCUUCGAUGAUGACAAAUAUGGGCAUGACUUUCUAGGCGCAGCCAAGGUCUGUCUAUCCACGGUACACAGUACCACACAAUAUCGCAUCUCAGUGCCGCUGGGCAUUGAGGAUCAGUACAGCAAUGAGGCGGACUUGUCGCAGAACUGGCCCAACGGCAAGAUGCUCAUCUCUCUCUGCUACAACACCAAGCGUCGGGCGCUCGUCGUCAAUGUGAAGCAGUGCAUCAAUCUGCUGGCUAUGGACAACAAUGGCAGCUCCGAUCCGUUUGUCAAGCUACAACUUAAGCCCGAUGCGCACAAGAAUAAGAAGCACAAGACAAGCGUCAAAUGGCGAACAUUAAAUCCCAUUUACAACGAGGAGUUCUAUUUCGAGGCGAGUCCCCACGACCUCAACAAGGAGAUGCUUAUAUUAACCGUAUGGGACAAGGAUUUGGGCAAGAGCAACGAUUUCCUGGGCAGUCUCCAGCUGGGUGCCCAGAGCAAGGGGGAGCGCCUUCAGCAGUGGCUCGACUGUAUUCGGCUGCCCGAUCACUUCCAUGAGAAGUGGCAUGCACUGGCCCCCGAUAAUCCGACCCACUAG
Messenger RNA from Scaptodrosophila lebanonensis, 897 nucleotides. It is a transcript of the gene Rph, whose product is annotated as rabphilin-3A. Lineage: Eukaryota; Metazoa; Arthropoda; Insecta; Diptera; Drosophilidae. The transcript has 3 exons. Gene Ontology annotation, cellular component: membrane. The record is from RefSeq and is a predicted model, not a curated record. The annotation marks the transcript as partial.